GUCAGAUCUCUUUUCUUUCCAAUAAAGAAAACAAUAUCAGCCGUCAGAUCUGCUCAAGGGUUUUACCCAGAGACCACAGUCUCUUGUUGGACUCGCGCGCCUCUUUCUGCACUUCCUCUUUCUUUUUUAUUUAUUUACAAGAGCUGUAUUCUUAUUCUCCCGCACCUUCUGCUUUACCGUUUUUUGAAGAAGAAAAAAAGAAGACAAGAAUUGAGGAGGUCAGAGGUGAGGAUCAGCCGAACUGAGUACCCCAUCCAUGAUGUCUGAUUCAUCCAAACUUCAAGAAAAAGAUACGAGGAAAAAGGGAAUGCCGUCUGUAUCUGGAACCAAAGAAGCAAGUAGUCAAACUUCAGGUGUUUAUUAUCCACCCACCAGCUGUUAUGAUUACCACUAUCCCGGAUACAGCAGCACCUAUCCUCAAUCUGAUGAAAAAGGUUAUAUAAACUCUGUAGGCAGUGCUUACACAGGUAUCCAACCGGAUAAUUCAUUCCUAUAUUACCUUCCCAGCUAUGGCACAUAUACUCCUGCGUACGGAUCAGAAUACCUUCAGCAGCUUUGUUCAUAUGGAUCAGAAACCUUCCCAUGCUACACAUAUGAUUUCGCGUACACGAAUGGUUUAACGGGCCCUGCUGCUAAACCUGGCCCAGCAAGGUCUGGGGUGGGCCCCAGUGGCUCCAGGAACUCAGAUGGAUUUACUGCUUCGAAAACUAAUAAUAGUCUCAAGAGCAAACUUUUGGAUUUGCCUUUUAAUUCAGCAACGCAACAGCCCGUCUCUCAUAGGUCAAGGUCUAUGUAUCAGAAUUAUACAGUUAAUCCACUAAAUGAGGUAGGAUCUAAUCUCCAGUCUUCAGGCUUCAUGAGGGGAUUAAAUGGUGCUGGAAAAUUCUCAUCACUCGCAAACCAAAGUCCCGGAUUAUUUACGCAGUACAACCCAAUAAGUUAUACAUCAAAUGACAAAUUAUGGAACGACAAUAACAAGUACAGGUCAAAGGAAAAUACUGGGAACUUUGUAGAAAUCAACAAAGCAGUAACGGAUCUUACCCGUGGCCCGAGGGGCGAAAAUAAGAUUAAUUUCACAAAUUUGCCAUCUGAGGUUGAGCAACAUGCUUUUGCUGUAGACAGGAGCAAGUACAACUCAAAAGAGUUUCAGACCGAUUAUAAUAAUGCAAAGUUCUAUGUGAUCAAGUCCUAUAGUGAAGAUGAUAUUCACAAGUGCAUCAAGUACGAUGUUUGGUCGAGUACGCCAAAUGGCAAUAAGAAAUUGCACGAUGCAUUUUGUGAAGCGGAUGCUAAAGUGAAAGAGACAGGUGUACGAUGUCCGGUCUUCCUAUUUUUUUCGGUUAAUGGGAGCGGACAGUUUGUGGGUGUAGCGGAGAUGACUGGGCAGGUUAAUUUCAGCAAAAAUAUGGACUUUUGGCAGCUUGAUAAAUGGAAUGGUUUCUUUCCUAUAAAAUGGCACAUAAUUAAAGAUGUCCCGAACGCACUAUUAAGGCACAUUACCCUUGAGAACAAUGAUAACAGGCCUGUCACUUAUAGCCGGGACACUCAGGAGAUUGGAUUGAAACAGGGGUUAGAGAUGCUGAGCAUUUUCAAGAAUUACUCUGAAAGAACAUGUGUGCUUGAUGAUUUUGAGUUUUACGAAAACCGCGAGAAGGUCCUCAAAGCGAAAAGAGAGGCUCGAUCGGCUUCACAAACAAAUGAUUUGAAAAAUGGCGAUCAUGAGAAAGAAGGGGAAAAGUCGGGCGAGGCCAACAAGACGGGCGUUUCAUCUCUGGUCUCUCUAACAGAGAACCUAUCUCUUAAUAAUUCCGAACAAGUGAAGAGUAGUGUGUGAUGAGUGCAGUCUGAAGUGCACUUCAAAUUCCAGUUGAGUUGGGAUGAUUAGUGCAGAAUUUAAGAUUUGUAGGUUUUUUGUGCUUGUUUCUCGGUAAAGAACUUCGCUGGCUUUGGGUAAUCCAUUGUUUGUGAGUGUGGGGGUGAGUACGGGUGUUAUGUUUUGUUUUGUUUUCAUUUAAUUUAAUUUUUUUUAUUUUUUUUUUUAUUUAUUUAAUUUUUUUNUCCUUUUUGAAACAGUUGUUGAAAAUCAGUUGUUGAAAUCUAUAGAUGGCAUAUUGUGGAAGUUUGAUUGGUGAAGUAGAAAAAUGGAAGCGAAGUAGAAAAAGU
Molecule: messenger RNA, 2163 nt
Organism: Striga asiatica
Lineage: Eukaryota; Viridiplantae; Streptophyta; Magnoliopsida; Lamiales; Orobanchaceae
Source: the annotation of a GenBank genome assembly